AUGAAAUAAUAUUAAUCAUAACCAUAAAAGUCUCCUUCGAACAAAGAAAAGAGUAACACAGUCUUCACUUAAAUGGACUCUGUUGAAAAUGGUUGCUCAAAUGAUAGUAAAUAACAUGAUCAAUAUUUCAAUCAGAUUAUCUAAAUGUUAUAAAAAAGACAAGAGUUUUAAGAAUAAGAAUACAGAAUUAAAGUUGCUUCUUUAUAAAAAAGGAUUAAAUAUUUAAUUUAAAUUAGUUCUUAACUUACAUAAUAAAAUACUUAACUAAAAUUAUAAUAUUCUGAUUUAGUCAAAGAAUAUGACAUUAUGAAAGACAGAAUUAUUAAUUAUGAAGGAAUUAUGAAAACUAAAAAUUCAGAUUAUUAAUAAAGUUUAGAUGAAGUAACUAAAUUAAAAACUGAAAGAGAAAAACUAAUAGGAUUAGCCAAUAAGUAUCAUGAAAGAUCAAAAAUUAGAUAGAAAUAAAUUAUCGAUUAAGAAACCGCUAUCACCAUUUUACAUAAAUAAGUUAAUGAUUUAUAAAAGGAUAAUCUAAUAUUAGUUUCUGAAAAAUAAAAUUUAUUAUUGCAAUUUUAAUAAAACCCUUAAUUUGCUAAUUAAUAAUAAAAUAUAUUGCAAUAAGAAAUUGCAACUAAAAUAUCAUAAAAUAUAGAUCUAUCCAAUAAAAAUGAAAUACAAUAAAUUAUCAAACGAUUUUUGAAUGAUUAUUGCGUUCAUCUUACUUAUAUUAAUAAUGAGACUAAUCAAUUAGUAGUUUUACUAAAAGAAUAUCAUGACAUUAAUCUAGAUAUCAAUAAUUAAUCUAAAUAUAAUAUGCUCAUAAAGUAAUUUGAUUCUUUAAUUAAUAAAUAUAAUCAGAUGUUAGAGUAAUAGAUUAAAUUUCAAUAUUAAUUUAAUAUUUCUACUUAAGACACUCUAUUAUUAAAUAAUAAUAAUCAGAAUUUUUACAACAGUAAUAAUAAUGCAAAUAAUACUAUUUUAAGUAGUAAAAGAAACAGUUAUAAUAAUUUUUAUCAAAAUAAUGUUAAAUAAGAUAUACUUAAAACGAGUAAGUUUAUUAAGAUAUAAUAAAUUAACAUGUUUCUAACUUAAAUUGUAGAAUCAUUUAUUAUCUAUAUUUUUAGAGUUAGAAAUUUGAAUCAUUAAAUUCUCUAAUCAGACCCAUCUUAUAAUGAAUAAAAAACUACUCUAAAGAAAGUCAUAAUUAUGAUCAUUGCAAUAAUUAGAAUGCAAAAGAAAAAAAAAUAUCAUGAUUAUAAACCAAUGAUUAUAGAAUUGCCUAUUGAAGAGACUAUGUAUUAAUUGCUAGAAAUAAUAAGCACUUAAUAAUAACUAAUAGAGAAGUUUUAAGAGUGA
This is a messenger RNA of Paramecium primaurelia, 1356 nucleotides long. The record is from the annotation of a GenBank genome assembly. Lineage: Eukaryota; Ciliophora; Oligohymenophorea; Peniculida; Parameciidae.